AAUGUUAUGUAGUAUGAAUAUAACUUCCUGUUAUCCUUUCAGUCAUUCACCCUCACUUGUUUACAAACUCCCCCAAUGUCAUCUAAGAAUCCCAAAACCCCCAAUACCAUUUAACUGCUAAGCCUUGACCAUUAAGAGACCAACCCUCAGUGACGUCAGCUAACUUCAUGGAAGAAGUAUGACUCACACUCCAGCCCCAGUCACUUGCACAGAGCAUCACCACACCCCUUGUACCAGAGAAAGUUUGAUAGACAGUGACCUGUAGACCAAUCAGAAUAAGUUUAGAUCACUCCCACCUUUAAUAGUUACACCCCAAAACAAAUGAUAUAAAUAAGACUUCUUGAUUAUUAAGAAGAGAGAACACCAACGAUAGAAGACUAGACCCACACUCAUCCAGAUAGACUGACUGACUUCAAGACUUAGACGUCCAUCGAAUAUUAUAAUAACUUCACUCCGAAUCUUAAUCUUUAAUAUACUUCGAAACUAUUAUAUUCAUCGUCUCCUGUUAUAUCUGAAUCUUCAUGUACUUCGAACUGUAGCUGAAUAUUGAUAAUUAAAUAAAUUGUGAUUUGAACUGUAUAACUUUCUGCAAAGUUUCUUCAUUACGCUUCAAUAAUCACCGAUCCCAUUCCCCAACACGACAUGGUGGAGAACCGGCUUUAAUACGAUACAUCAAGAGUGCAAGAUUAACAAAUUGCAGAGCCAAAAAGCUGACGACUUUGCCAACCAGCUACAAAAUUUGCAAACGAACUCGUAACAUCAUAUUUUAAAAUUGAAUCUGUGAGCAGAGUACUUCAAAUUACAGCAACAUAAACUCAACAUAAACUCGAGUCGAAAAAAAAAGGAAGAACAGAAGAAAUAUACAGACGAAUAGAUCAGACGGACAGAACAGACGGAUAGAGCAGACGGAAGACUCAGACGGAGGAUACAGACGGAAGGAAAGAGCAUACUUCAAAGACAACGACGAUUUCAAGCCUAAAACGAAGACACCUAUACACCGACGAUUGCCAUCGCAUCGAGUGACUAUCGACUUAACCCUUAAUUAACUAAAUAAAUGACUCUGACCCUUUCGCUGAAUUGUGCAUUGUUUAAUUAAUUUUGGAAGACAUAUUUCGGUAAGUGAAACCAUUUCUCUUAUUGUUCCACUGGUGAAAGAGAGUGAGUGAGAGAUUGAGUUUUCAGAUUGUUUAUUUGCCCAGCAACAAGUAAUUUUCAAACGUUUUCUGUUCGUUUUGCCGAAUCGUGAUUAAAUAGUAAUUUAACUGUCAGGAUUACUGUUAAUUAGAAGUUUAUCAAUAUUUUAUAUUUUACGGUUCAAUUCUGAUAACCGAAUUUGAUUUUUAUCACUUUAAUUAAUUACCCUAUAUAAUCAUGACUUCAACCAACAACUCCCGACAAACCCUGCGACAGACUGACUUUCUACCAUCCCGUUUCUCGGGUGAUAAACUUGAUAGGGACAACUCGACUGCGCACUUCUUGACUUUCGACGACUAUCUAGAUGCGCAUGACAUUGACAAAGCUGACCCCGACCAAUUCCAGACAAUACUGCGAACGUUUAGACGGACUUUACAAGGGCAGGCGCGACUUUGGAUUGACGGACUUCAAUUCAAUACAUAUAGCGACCUGAAGGAUGGGUUCAUAAGACGGUUUAGUCCCGCUAAAUCGUCAUAUAGCCAUGUGACCGACUUUAAAAAUAUGACUAUGACAAAUAACGAGAGCGCAGACGCGUACUUGCAAAGGUUGAGAACAACAGCAGCCUACAUCGACUAUGGGGAAACCCAAAUUAGGCAUAAGUUGUUGGAUUCUUUGCCGUCGGACUGCCGCGCGACCAUACUUAUGACCGCCCCUGACCUGACCUCAGAAGAAAUAGCGGCGAAAGCCCAACUUUUUCUAGACCUCAACCAUAGACAGACUAGGCCGACCAAGGAGUUAUCUUUCUCUGCUCAAGAGGAAAUAGAUCAAUUGAAGGAGCAAAUACAUUACUUAAACCUCAAGACAGACAGAGACAAUGAUAAAAGGCCAAAAUCCCCCACCCAACGACCCCCAACCCCACGACAACGCAGUGCUAGUCGUAGUGCCAGUCGCAGCGUAAGCAGCGAAAGACGACGUGACAUCAGUAACGAUAGACGGGACGAUCGGCGCAAUGACAUGCAAAACAGACGCGGUAGGAGCCCAUAUCGAUCGGACGGACGGACAAACCGACCGCCAACACGCAGACUUACAUGUAACUACUGUGGCAUUCCUGGCCAUAUCUGGCGAGAAUGUCGAAAAAGACUUAGGGACAUGACGACCCCACCACCCCCCUUCCCUGACUAUAAUGACUACUAUGCCCCUGCAUACGGUAGUUAUGCCAACAACCAAUACUACCCACCACACCAACAGCAGCCCCAAUAUCACCAGCCCCGCUACCAACAACCCCAAAAUCAACCACGCCCACAGGAUUUUUAAGACGGGAGAGAG
This is a messenger RNA of Lytechinus variegatus (green sea urchin), 2460 nucleotides long. RefSeq lists its product as uncharacterized. Gene Ontology annotation, molecular function: zinc ion binding; nucleic acid binding. The transcript has a single exon. The record is from RefSeq and is a predicted model, not a curated record. Lineage: Eukaryota; Metazoa; Echinodermata; Echinoidea; Temnopleuroida; Toxopneustidae. The coding region runs from base 1372 to 2448 and encodes 358 amino acids.